Molecule: messenger RNA, 11767 nt
Organism: Ceratina calcarata
Lineage: Eukaryota; Metazoa; Arthropoda; Insecta; Hymenoptera; Apidae
Gene: PlexB
Product: plexin B
Exons: 6
Coding region: 1015-7101 (2028 amino acids)
Biological process (GO): positive regulation of axonogenesis; regulation of cell migration; regulation of cell shape
Cellular component (GO): semaphorin receptor complex; plasma membrane
Molecular function (GO): semaphorin receptor activity; protein binding
Source: RefSeq, a predicted model, not a curated record
ACAACGCUGGUAGGAGGGAGAGAAAGGUCGAGGGCGAGAGAGCGAUAGAACUAGUCAAGGAGAGACACUGAACCGUGGGAAAUGCUCGACUAGAGCGAGAGAGAGAGAAAGAAAGAAAGAUAAUGAACAAGCGGCGCAUGCCGUAGCCACGGCCCCCAACUUGCUCUAAACUCGUGCAGCCUGUCGCUGUCGGUCGAAUUUUAAUGGCGGCUCAUUCCGAUUCCCUGUUUAGUGUUAUUUUCAAGCUCGGAAUGGUACAUCUGUAAUCUUUAUAUGCGGCCAAAACGAGCGAUAAGUGGUUCCGGUGAAUAUCGGGUGCGCGUCUCAGUGUUCUAUCGGUCGGGAGGGUAUAUCGAGGGUCCAUAUCAAGGACAUACUUGGUGCAUAUCCGCGAUGUGUCGUAGCGACUCUCGCGUACGAACAUUCCAUCGUGCAGUCGUGUUGUACGCUCUGGCGUUUUGAUGAAAAAGCUCCAUCGUACAUGAGUAAAUUAAGAGUUUCGUUCUGUAUUUCGACCAAGACAUGUGUAUGGAUGCGUGCGCGUUAAUCGUGAGAAGAGGAGGAAAGUAGCUUCGAACGAGCUGACCGAUGAUCGUAUCAGAUCGGAGCUGCGAGCUUUUUUCAUUCUGGAGACGAUUAUCGACAAGGAGUAAAAUAUCUUUGGCUUCGUGCGAAGACACUGGUCUUAGCUGUCAAGUGCAGCUAUGCUACUCACACUAAUGAAGGGUGGUGCGUGCAACGGUGUAACUCAAAAAGUGUGGAGCCAUCUGCCCUAGCUUGACAUCGUCGUCGACGAAAUGUUUUAGUACCGAAAUCGAGGUACCGGGCAAUCUGAAUCAUGUCGGUGCCUGGACAUACCAAUAGCUGCUAGUAUUGUAUCAAUACUGGCUUUCUACCAGUGGGACGCAUACCCUUAUUACCUUCUAAGCUUCCUACCCUAGACACUUGUACACGCACAAACGCACACGCAGUUAGCGUGUGCGCGUGUGCUUUGUCAACUAUCGUCUACACAACAUGAGAUUCUUGGGAUUUGUAUCAUUUCCCACUUCGCCCACUGUGUCGUCUCUCAAGCUACUGCUACCAAUUCACAGAUUAUCCCUUUCAUCCAUGUACGUUGCCACCUGGUUCCUGGUGGUACUAGUAACUGCAACCAUAGACACACCUGCUAGUACUGUUUCACCUGUGAAAGAGAACAAAUCUCUGCACAUUGUCUCUCAGUUUCCUCCAGGAGAUGGUCAGAGAUAUGGAUUCUAUCCUAUAGAUCCAAAUACAACGAGAGAAGGUGCCCUACGAUUCAACCACCUCACUAUAGAUCCAUCUACAGGAAGAUUGUACGCGGGUGCUGUCAACAGACUCUUAGAAUUAGAUUCUGAUCUCAAGUUAGAAGAAUAUGUUUCCACAGGACCAAGAUUAGACAACCCCCAGUGUCAUGCAACAGGCUGCAACUCCAGAGACAUAACUACAUCUCUAAUGGACAAUGUAAACAAGCUACUGAUCGCUGACCUCGAAUCACAGACGUUGAUCGCGUGUGGUUCCCUUCUUCAAGGUGCUUGUGAAAAGUACAAAAUGUCAAACAUAUCUGUCAAGCCGGAGUUCGUUCCCCUUAGUGUAGCAGCCAAUGAUGAGAAUUCUUCUACGUACGCUUUUAUUGGACCCGAGAGAUACAAUGCCUGGGGACAAACGAACAUACUCUACGUCGGUACCACGUUCACCAACCGCGGGGAUUACAGACACGACGUGCCCGCUAUUUCCAGCAGGAGUCUCGACAAUUUGGAAUUCGCCGAAUACACGUUCAAUAAACAGUCCAUCGUAUACAUCGACGUAAAGUACCGAGAUCAUUUUUUGGUUAAAUACGUGUACGGUUUUAACGCAAGCGAUUAUGCAUACUUUGUAUUGGUACAAAAACAAUCUCACCUUCCCGAGGAAGAGGAGAAGGGUUACAUCUCCAGGCUGGCCCGAAGUUGCAUCAGCGAUCCGAAUUACGACAGUUACACGGAAGUGACGCUGCAAUGCGUUGUCGAUCUCGGCGACGGGAAACUUCAGAGUUACAAUUUGGUGCAAGAUGCGAAAGUAGCUGCUGCUGGAAGCGACCUGGCCAAGCAACUCGGUAUCUCCGUCGGCGAUCCCAUAUUCGUCUCCGUAUUUUCUCCGAGCAGAGGUAUCACGAACGAACCGUUGUCUCGGUCGGCGCUUUGCGUGUACAGUUUGGAAGAUAUCGAAAGAACGUUUAAUGAGAACAUACACAUGUGCUUCAACGGUAGUACCAAGUACAGGAACAUGGGUUACGUGAGUGGCCCUAUACAAGACGGGAAGUGCCCCACGGCAGGGACAACCGGCAAUAUUUUGAACUUCUGCGAGGUGGGCUUGAAGAUCUCUGGAAUGUCGCCCAUCGUAGGAAAAGCGAUCUUACAUUUUCCCGAGGAAUUCAUCACUUCCGUGACAGUGACGACUACAGAAAGCCAUACUGUCGCCUUUCUAGGUACCAACGAGGGUGUUCUCAAGAAAGUUUUGCUCUUUGGAGACGGAGCAUUCGUCUACGAGAGUAUCACGAUCGACGAGGGGAGCAGAUUGAUGCCCGACACUUUGAUCUCGCCAAACACGAAACACAUUUACGUACUGUCGAGCUCGAAAAUUUCCAAGGUCAAGAUCGAGCACUGCAACAGCUACACCAACUGCAGCACUUGUCUCGACGCGAGAGAUCCCUACUGUGGCUGGUGUUCGUUGGAGAAGAGAUGUACGAUCAGGGGAGAUUGUCAGAAGGCGAGUCACAGUAGUCCACGAUGGUUGUCUUUGGGCACGGGACAGCAGUGUAUCGAUUUCGAGCAAGUACUUCCGGAUCGAAUGCCCAUCAAUCAGAUGACCACUGUUCAUUUAACGAUCAGAACUUUACCGGAAUUGCCAGCGGGUGCGAACUACAAAUGCGUGUUUGGCAACGCGGAGCCCAUAGAUGCGUUGAUGACGGGCUUUGGAUUAUCGUGUCCUACACCACCUGUUACCGAGAGGCCGUCUAUACCGGAAGGAGCCGAUCACGUCCUAGUACCACUGUCCGUACGCUCGAGCGAGACUAACAAAGACUUCGUGUCGCGAAAUUUCGCGUUCUUCGAUUGCUCCAGACAUACGAUGUGUACAGAAUGCGUAAAGUCUCAAUGGGCGUGCAGCUGGUGCGUUUACGAUAACAAGUGUACGCAUAAUACGAGUUGCCAGGGUAUAAUCUCCGGGGAAAAUGUGAGCAAUCAGGCAAGUUUGGCUGCGCACGGUGCACAGUACUGUCCAAGAUUCGUCCAACGCCAAGAGCCGUUAAUGUUGCCCAACAGUGUGCCCAAGGAGAUAGUACUCGAAGUUGAGAAUCUCCCUCAUCCGCAAGUAGGACACAGUGGUUUCCAAUGCAUCGUCUCGAUCGAGGGCGCUAAUUUAAAAGUACAAGCUCGUGUGGACAGCAGCCGUUACAUAGUUUGCGACAAAACGGUCUACUCGUACGAGGCGGUCACGGGUGAAUACGAGGCGGAGGUGACCGUUGUUUGGAACAUUAAUCAUCACGUGGAUAAGACGACGAUAAUCCUGUACAAGUGUGAAGUGUUGGGUUCGCAUCGCGAGCACGCCGACUGUUCCCUUUGCGUAACCAGAGACGCGCGCUUCGAAUGUACUUGGUGCGGUAACAGUUGCGUGUACCGGCAUUCCUGCUUGCACUCACCGUUUACCGAGUGCCCGAAGCCGAGGAUAGACAUGAUCAAACCUUUGAGUGGACCGAUUGAAGGUGGCACAUUGGUCACCAUUGAGGGCAGCAACUUGGGUCUGAAGGAGAGCGACGUGGAAGGAAAGAUACACAUUGGUAACACCCCCUGCGCGUUAGUCGACUACGAGGUGUCCGUGCGAAUCGUUUGCCGUACCGGGAGACACGAGGCAACGGACACUGCCUCCGUGGUCGUUGGCAACGAUGCUGGUUAUACCGAGAGCUCCGUGUUGUUUAAUUACAAAGAUAUACGAUUAUCUGGACUCUAUCCGUCAGUUGGCCCGCAAAGUGGGGGCACUCAACUUGCCAUUACUGGUAUGUAUUUGAACAUCGGUAGCACCAUAUCGGCUUACCUAGACGAUUUGCCAUGUCACGUUAACGCUACUCAAGCCAGUAGCACUAGACUGACCUGUGUGACGAGUAAAUCCGAUCGGGUAAGAAAAAUCGAGAGACUGACCCUUAGCAUAGACGGUGCUAAUCGUACUCUAGUUGGUAAUCCUUACAACUACACUCACGAUCCUACCAUCAUGGAGAUCAAACCACUGACGAGCUUCGCCUCCGGUGGUCGUAUGAUUACCGUUCACGGCACGAAUCUGGAUACCAUUCAGAAGCCCGAGAUGGAAGUUUACUUCGACAAUGAACCACUGCCAGUAAACAGGACUGUUUGCACAGUAUUGAAUCCGACGCAAAUGGAAUGCCCCAGCCCCAGCGUCGCUAAGCGUUUCAUGUCCCUUCGGCGAAACACACGUUCCGCCGUUAAUGUUCAAAGCGUACCGCCUCAGUCGUUGAAAUUAAAGGAAUCUCAAUUAUCUUUGAAGAUAGCGUUCAUCAUGGACAACGUGGAGAGCGUUCGAGAUUUGGAGAAACAUUUCAAGAGCCUCAGAAACCGUCUGUUGUACGUCGAAGACCCAAAAUUCUUCGCGUUCCCGCGAAACAUCAAAUUAUAUAAAGGUGACACCUUAGUCAUCGAAGGGGAGAAUUUGAUUUACGCUAGCGACGAAUCCGACGUUAACGUCACUGUCGGUAUAAUGCCGUGUAACGUGACGUCGCUCGCUUUGACUCAACUGGUUUGCAUCCCGCCUGAUCAACAGCCAGAGGACACGGACGAGCUUGGAAUUAAAACCGAGAACGGUCUACCUUUAGUGGUGGUGCGCGUGGGUCGAAGCCUCAGGUUUCCCAUAGGCUAUCUGCGCUACGAAGUUAUUAAAUCCUACCCAAUACCACCGGAGGCGAUUGCCGGCAUAGCUGCAGGCACGUUCGGUCUCGUGUUUCUAUUCGUUUUGGUAUUGAUAAUAUACAGAAGAAAGAGCACGCAAGCGGAAAGGGAGUAUAAAAGGAUACAAAUACAAAUGGACACGCUGGAGAGCAACGUUCGAAUGGAGUGCAAGCAGGCGUUCGCUGAACUGCAAACUGACAUGACUGACUUAACCGCAGAUCUGGAAUCGUCCGGUAUACCAACGCUGGAUCACAAGAACUACAUCAUGAAAGUAUUUUUUCCCGGUGUCACGCAUCAUCCUAUAUUGAACGAUCCCAGAUCUCGUAGCAACGUGUCCCGAACGAACUACGACGCUGCUAUGAUCCAGUUCGAACAGCUGAUCAACAAUAAAUACUUCGUAUUGACGUUCAUCGAAACCUUGGAGGCGCAGAAGGAUUUCAAUAUCAGGGACAAGGUGAACGUUGCGUCGCUGCUGAUGGUCGUGUUGAUGGGUAAAAUGGAAUACGCGACUGAUAUAUUGAUGAAUCUUUUACUGAGGCUCAUCGAGAAGGCGGUGAACACGAAGCAUCCGCAGCUGAUGCUGAGGAGGACCGAGUCCGUCGUGGAGAAGAUGUUAACGAACUGGAUGGCACUCUGCAUGUACAAUUACCUCAAAGACUACGCAGGUUCCUCUCUGUUUUUAUUGUUCAAGGCAAUAAAACAUCAAAUAGAAAAAGGUCCUGUAGACGUGAUCACACACGAUGCUAGAUACUCGCUGUCCGAGGAGAGGUUACUCCGCGAGCAGAUCGAGCACAGCGUGGUCACCCUGCACAUCGUCCAAGAUGAUCUCGAUGAGAAGAUUCAGUGCAAGGUGUUAGAUUGUGAUACUAUAAAUCAAGUAAAAUCCAAGAUCCUAGAUGCUCUCUACAAGAAUACUCCUUUUUCACUGAGGCCGUCCGUUCACGACGUAGACUUGGAAUGGAGACACGGCAGGGGUGGUCACUUGACCCUCCAGGACGAAGAUCUCACGACCAAGUGCAGCGGCGAAUGGAAGAAGAUAAACACGUUGGCUCACUACGGCGUGAAAGAAUCUGCGGUGAUGUCGUUGAUUCCUAGACAGAACGAUGGUUUUUCCGUCGCGUGCAAGCCACCGUGUCACAAUUGUAAACCAUCGCACUAUCACCAUCAGCAACAGUCCAUUCAUCACCAUCCUCAUCACCAUCAUCUGCAUCGUCACGCGAAUCACUGUUCGUCCACGCACCUUCCAUCCACGCCUAAUCACAAUCUAAUCAGUCCUGUAAUGUACAAUCAUCCGGUAAGCGGUUUAUACUUUGAGAGUCAGCAUUCGCCGCCUAUCAUAACGGCGAACGGCGACGUGGAAAGCGGCCAUGGAGGCAAUCAACGAUUGUACCACUUGGUGAGGCCCAUAGAGGACAGCCACUAUCCCCCGGGCAUGGGUUUCACUGGUAGCAAGCAUCAUCAUCCGGAGCGGACGCACAAAGCCAUACCCGAGAUAUUUCUAACCAGACUGCUGUCGACGAAAGGCACGGUACAAAAGUUCGUCGACGAUUUCUUGAACACGAUAUUAACCGCGAACGAGGCGUUGCCCAGUGCCGUGAAGUGGUUGUUCGAUCUUCUGGACGACGCCGCUAAGCAACACGGAAUCGUCGACCCGGAAGUGCCGCACGCAUGGAAAUCAAACAGUUUACCGCUUAGAUUUUGGGUGAACUUUAUUAAAAAUCCAGACUUCAUGUUCGAUAUUAACAAGUCAACGACGGUCGAUUCGAGUUUGUCCGUGAUAGCGCAAACAUUUAUGGAUUCUUGCUCGAUGACGGAACACAGACUUGGGAAGGACUCGCCCUCGAACAAAUUGCUGUUCGCUAAGGAUAUACCGCACUAUCGGGAGAAAGUGGGUCGUUUUUAUUUGGAUGUACAAAGACUGCCGCAGAUCACCGAUCAAGAAAUGUCUAGUGCCAUGCAACAACUGAGCGCGUCACACGCGAACGAGUUCGACGUGAUCGCAGCACUGAAAGAACUCUACAUCUACGUCAGCAAGUACUAUGAACAAAUCCUAGAGGCCUUGGAGACAGACGCGGGCUGUCGCAAAUUACAUCUAGCUCACAGGCUAGAGAACGUUGCCUGCACGCUCGAGGGAGAGGAAACCAGUGCCUGCUGACACAACGUACUCGUCGCCAUCCCAGGACCCGUCAAUCUCUCCAGAAACACUGACUAGUGCCUCCAUUUCAUGCAUCAGAUAGACCUCGUUACAUAUGUACAAAUCUACACGCCGUGUGAAUAACAAUGUCGUAAAGAAAAGAAGAGAUACGUGCGAUUUCGUUAAGGCUAGUCAGACGAUAGUUUUUUUUGUCAGGAUUUUAAACUGAUCCUGGUUGUAGUAUUUGCGUCUAUAAUGCCAUGGCCGUAUCGAAAUACGCUCGUGCACGCGUACAGAUAUUAGCAGAGUGGUGACAAAGGGAAGGAAACGGUGACUCUGAACUUUGAACUCGAUCUGUUUUUAUUACUAUUGUAUAUUUCAUUUAUUUUACUAUACAUAUAUACAUAUAUAUAGUGUGUAUGUAUAUAUAUUAUAUAUAUAUAUUUGUAACAAAUUAUAGAGGAGCGAUGCGAAGAUGAAAAGAGGAAUACUCGUUCGGAACUCAAUGCAAUCGGUGGAAUCUUCGUUAAUAAGAGUUAAUAAUUUAUAGUACGAUCGAAGAAGUAUAUUUCCGGUGACAUAGCUUAAAUAUAGAUCGACGCGCGAUACAAAAGUCCGUGCAGAAUUAAACUUGAAAAAAAAGAUUACAUUGAUUUUCAGUUCCAUUGUUGGCCGUAUACGUAAAUUAUUCUAGAAAGCGUAUGAGGAAAAACGAAAGGGACAAGUGUGUGUAAAAGUGAAGCGCGAGAACGGAAAAGCCAUAGUGUCCACCAGACUGUCUGUACAAAGGGAGUACGGCAGCGAGUAGUCUGUGAUCCGAGCAGGAGUGGCUAUGCCUACUAUCUUCAUUAUGAUAUAUAAUUAUUAAUAUGUUAUAUAUUAUAUAUAUAUACAUAAAAAAUAUAUAAAGCAAAGGUCACGCGACAUACAACUCCACGGAUUGUAGUGAGCUAGUUAGAGAAGGUCUAUAUAUGUAUCAUAAGUCGAGGGUCGGGAACUCUUUCGCAGAGAAAGAAAGAGCGUGUGAGCAAGAGAGUAAGAAUGAUAUUAAACUAAGGCAGUUAAGAUAAUGUCAAAAAAAAAGAAGGAAAUUUACGAGAGCAGCUUGGACUACUCUAGGCCUAUUUACGUACAUCUAGUACGUAAAAGAAAAUGGAAAUCUUUUUAGUACCUUCGUUUUGUUCACUUUUUUUAUGUCUGUUUUAAUUUUUCUUUACUCGAUUACAUUUAUACGUAUACGUAUAAGCACGACUGUUGCUUCGAUCUGGAAAGCCGCGACGUGGAUCGUAUAAAGUCUUCACGACUAUUAUCGAGUUGUAUUAUACCUAUUAUUACUCUUACUACUAUUAAGUUGUAUCGUCAUCUAUAUAGUUACAAUUAUCGAUUGCCCAUUCAAACAAUAGUUAGUUUCGUGUACUGUUAAGCGUAAGUAAUUGGAAAAAAUCGUGAAGGAUAUUUUAUAUUACGCAGCGGCGAGGAUGUGUCUAGAUCUUUUCGAAUGAGAUGGGGAAAUUUAAAAAGAGAGCAUAGGAGAAAGAAUUUUGUACACGUCUGGUUGCAUUUUCGGCGGCACUCGGUCAAUAUCGCGGUUGAACAUGCCAAGAAAAAGGCGUGAGGAAACACAACGAUGAACAGUAUUUUCUUAAAAUUGUCUGAUUUGUGUAGUUCGUAUAAGACUGCGUCAGUUCGAAAGUCCUGCAUUUUUCUUUUUUAAGGAAGCAUUUAAUAUCGUUAAUUAAUAUCGUUAUUCAGGCAUAUGAAUGUUUAACAGUUACAUCACUGCCCACUGCGCACUGCCAAUUUUUCUCCAUGCGCUUUUACAAACAGUUAAAUACCGGAAUAUAGACCUACUCAAUUGUAUCGUGAACUAUUAUAUGAUCGUUUGACAGUUUUGUCGCUGGUGGAUCUAACGAGAGCUGGGGCCGAAGGCUCACUCUUGUACUUAAUUAACACUUUUGCGUGUUUCGUCUAUUCUACCAUGUCCCAGCUUUUCUGUUCGACGACCAUCGACCCGUGUCUCUCUAUUAUAUGUAUUGUAUUUAUUUAUAUGACGAGGAACGAAUUGUCUAUACGAGAAAUGAUACGUCAAUCUGUUCUAUGUGAUUUCAAGUAUCACUUUUCUUCGCGCGUACGACCGUACGCGUAUUUGUACGUUUCGUUUUUUGUACAAGUCGCGCGCGAAUUCAUCGAAGGAGGAGGGUCAUUUUACAAAGUUUUGCGUCCACAUGGAACGAAGGUAGAACGUUCUAGAAUUUAAGUAAACGCGCACCGAAGCUGUGCACCGACUUGAUUUCGCGUACAUCGUAUCAGUUCAACAUGUGCAUUUCACGUAACGUGAUGAUCGCGAUUAUGGAACGAAUGUAACGAUACGGAGAAUGAAACUUGAACAGUUUCGAUUGUAUUUAUAAGUUCAUUUUGUUUUCAUUUUUCCUGUAAUCGUCUAGUUAAAAUAUUGUAUACUUAACUUACCAUCUCCUGAAGAGAUAUAACGAGAAUUCUGUUGAAUGAAGAAACGAUAGCGUGUACUGUAAGUUCGGAAGAAAUUAUUUCAAAUAUUUUUAUUUGUUGAACAUAUUUUAUAAUGAUUUUAUAAGGAGGAGUACGAUCAUUUUGUUUCGUAAUCGAAAGAAUUACAAACUAUCCAGCCAUAUGUGAAACGAAAUACUCAAUUUUGUAUAAAAGAAAAAGGAAACGAGAAUAGUAGACAUAUUUAUAAAUGUACCUACUUUAUACGUAGAGUAUUAUACAUACUGUUUACAUAGCAAGGUUCAAUAAAAAUUCAAAGCAUACGUGUUUUUGCAAUAGUUAGGAAAAAAUCAUUUGUGCGAGCGAUGAUUUUUUUUGUCUAAUAAAUUUACGGAAUAUAGAAAUUACUUGUGAACACUGUUUCCAUUUAUUUGAAUCAAACAACUGGACGUGUGGUCUUCCAGAAUUACACUCAAUUAAUUUUCACAUCAAACUCGGGCAAGUGUAUAGUCUUAACACGAUGUGAACCUUUGUAGGCAUCAUUAAGCCACUAUCAAGCUUUAUCGCCUACGAAAUGAUUUUCAUUCAACGAACACUUUGUAGUAAUAGAAACUGAUAUGAUAGACUGAAAAUUGCUAUCCCUAUCGUUUAAAAAAUGGUUUUUAAUCAUGUUUCUUGGAUCCAACAGCAGUAUUCGUAUUACCUAUGUUGUAUGAAUACUACUAGUGGAUAUUACUUGAAUCAAUGUUAUAUUGUUAUAUGAAACGUGUGUCAGAGGCGAUAAAGAGGGAUGGUUCGUAUUUAAAUACGUUGUUAAAGAUGUAUCCGUACUUACAAUAGAACUAAUCCUUGAAUUGUGGAUGAUACGUUUUUGAUUGUACAUAUGUAUUUCAUAUAAGAUAUUAUUUAUAUUACUAUUGUUCAUAUUGAUAUUUUUCUAUAAUCGAAAGGAAGUUAGUAAAAACCGUGUACAGUCCACGGAGCUGUUGGAAUUGUGAAAUCGACAUUUUUUAUAAAGUCAAAUAAAAGGAUUCGUUCGUAAAUCGGGUAAAGUUAACGUCCACAAUGUUGAGGAUCGAUCAUUUUUCUAAGAUGGGCAUAGAAAACGUUCUCCUUUUUCUUAAACGUAGUCUUACAUAGUACAGAUUGACGUAUGCUAGUAUAUUUGCACACAUAUUCGUAGAAUACGUAAGCAUCGUCUUUAUACUGUCGGAAACUGAAGGAUACUCCUGACAAGUGUGUGGUACGUCUUUAACGAUCAGAUUGUUCAUUUUUAGAGUAUCUCGUACGUGAAGUACGUAAAAUACGUUCGAGCGCAAUUCGAUGGAAGGCCGUAAUAAUUACACCUUAAUGUACAUAUACAUUGUGCACAUGCAAAUUUCAAUGAAAUUCUGUUGUUUCUCUGAAGCAUCGAAGAACACUAGUGCGCGCGGAAGAACGUUUGUAAAGGAACGAAACGGAGAGUGAGUUUUUUUAAUUAAUUACUGAGAUUGUUAUACUAGUUGCUACUCGAAUUAUUAUUAUGAAAAAUUGAUGAUAUUUAAACAAAUCGUUUGUUCGCGGUGAAACGUCAACGUUCGAACAUGCUCGCGACAUCGGCAGAAUUUCUCGGACAAUUUGCACGCUCGACAGUUGACUCCAUCCAUCUGAAAAGCUUGUCAAUUCUGCAUUCAACGUACAUGAAAUAUAUGUACUGUAUUGUAAUUAAUGGAAGAGAUGUUGAGGCGGUUUAUGAGUCGAUUAGUAAUGUCAUGCUUCGUAGUAUAGACGAAUCCAAAACGUCGUGUCGAGUUUAAGAUUAUUCUUUGUUAAGCUUCGGAAAAAAAAGGAUGGGGGGAUGAUCGUUCCCUGCGAGAAUAAUUUUAAAUGUAUUCGAGCUUGGGAAUAGCGUACCGGGGAAAACAAAGGGGCUCGAUUUCAUUCCCGUGAAUUUUCGAAUGUAACUUUUCUCGUUGUAUAGUCUACACAUAACGUGAAUUGUGUGCGAGUGUGUACGAAAUACAGCUUUAUGCGUGAUCAUGCGUGUGCGUGUGCAUGUAGUUUCAACCCCCGAGGAAUGCAGCCCUGAAUGUAAAUAGGAUUCAACCCCCCAUCGCGCAUACACGUAGGUUUUAAGUAACACUCGAGAACGAAAUGACUCUUGCCAAAUUUUCAAUGGGACGUAGGGACAAACAAAUAAGCAUUUGAAAAAUUGCAAAAAUAUAUUGGUAUUAUAAAUGAA